Psylliodes chrysocephalus is the source of this 1686-nucleotide messenger RNA. The record is from the annotation of a GenBank genome assembly. Lineage: Eukaryota; Metazoa; Arthropoda; Insecta; Coleoptera; Chrysomelidae.
CUCUUUAGUUUUUAGAGGUUAAUUUGUUUGUAAACAAAAUUUGUUUACCAAACACAAGCUAUAAUUUUUUGAAAUGGAAAAGAAUAUACUUUAUGAAAGAAAAAUAUAUGUAGAAGACUUUUUAGAUAUUUGUAGAAGUUGUUUGAGCAAGACAAAUACAAUUAUUAGAAUUGAGAAAGACAUUCUGGAUCUUUUGAAGAUAAUUCCUGAUUAUGAGAUUAACUUAGAUGAUGAUUUACCAAGCCAAAUAUGCAGAGACUGCAUAGCUAAACUAAAAGAUAUAUCUCUUUUUAUAAGGAUUGUAAAAAAUAAUGAUAGAUAUCUCAAAGAAAUUCUUAAAGAAAAUAAAGAUAAAAGCAAUAUUAAUCAAAACACACCCAUUCAUUAUUUAAAUGAAUAUUGCCAAAAUGACAAUUCUGAUGAUUGCCUGAUUGAGGUAACAGAUAAAUUGAAUAAUUCUGAAGAUGCACAACUGGAUAUACCUGGAUAUUUGAAUACAAAUGUUUGUGAUACUAAAAAGGAUAAGUCAUCGGAACAAACAAGUACCAAAGGUCCAUUGUUAAAGUGCAAUGAGUGUGAUAAAAAAUUUACUAAACAAUGUAAUUUAAAAUUACAUUUAAGGUCACACACUAAAGAGAAUCCACAUGAAUGUAAGAUUUGUCUUAAGAAAUUUCGGUAUGUCCAAAAUUUAAAAAGACAUGAAAAUGUAAAUCAUAAGGGUUCUAAACCUUUUGAAUGCGAAACUUGUGGAAAGAAAUUUGCAACACUUAUAAGAAAAACAGAACAUAUCAGAAUUCAUACAGGAGAACGACCUUAUGUCUGCAAUAUGUGUGGUUUAACUUUCAAAAAGUAUUCUACAUACUAUACGCAUGAAAAAAGACAUAAGAUCAAGAAUGGUUUGAUUCCAAAAAGUGACAUGAUUGCUAAGAAGUAUCCCAAAAAAAUUCCUGAUCCCUCUCAGCUACAAUGUCAAAUAUGCCAAAGAAUACUUUCUUCUAAACAAGCACUGUUUGUUCAUAAGAAAAAACAUUCUGGAGAAAAAUCAUUUUUAUGUACAGCAUGUGGAAAGAGCUUUGUAAGAAAAAGUCACUUAGAAGUGCAUUCUAGAAUACAUACAGUGUUAUUCCCAGUUACUUCCAAGAAAAAAUCAUCCAAUAAUGUAAAAAAAUAUGAGCUGGGUUUUGAAAUCUACAAAAUUGCAAGUACCAAUUAAACAAUGUUUAUCUUUGAUGGAAGAUAAAUGCUUUCAUAAAGCCAUAAGCUCUCUUAAAGAAUUUGGAGUAGAAUGGUCUGACAUAGCGAUUUGUAUGAGAAGAGACGAUAAACACAAUCAAAAAAUGGACGCGGUGUUCUUUCACCAAGAUAGAUUCGAACUUCUUGUGGAUGCUAGGGGCUUCAGACCCGAAGAUAUUAAAUGUAAGAUGACCCCAAAUUUGAUAGAAAUUAUAGGUCAAAGACACGAAUCCUCCACUGCCGGAAGUAAGAAUAUGUCUUUAGCAAGAAAUUAUCAACUACCACAAGCAGUCAAACCAGAAGAAGGAAAUUGUUGUUUUUCCGCCGAAGGAGUUUUAUUAGUAACGGCUCCUUGGCGAGGAUGAUGUUUCUUCUGUAAUACCUUUUUCAUGUACAUUUCUCUACGGUUACAUAUUAAAAUUAAAAAGCAUUCCAAAAACGUACUAAUAUUUA